AUGUCAGCACGUCAUCCUUUAAUGCAAUCUGACGGGGACAUGCGGCUUUACAGAGCGGGUCCCAACUCUAAUAAUUGCUUUUCGAAAGUACCAUGGACACGCAUCUCAUCCGCAUUUAAGAUGGUGUUAGAGGCCGACCUCCAAUUGGUCUUGAUCGGCUCUCUCGCGGUCGACCCAGGAGAUGGGAAAGCCGAGUCCUUUGCGUGGGCCCUUGUCCAUAUUGAGCUAGGCGUCGCAUGGUUGCUAGCAAAUUUCUGGUGGGCUAAGGGUAAUACACAGAGCAAGGGCAUACAUUGGCUGGCAUGGGAUAAGAUGAAUAUGCCUAAAAGUGAGGGAGGUUUGGGGUUUCAAGACAUCAAGCUAUCCAAUAAAGCCCUCAUUCUGAAACAACUGUGGAGACUUAUUGAGAAACCAGAUCUAUUGAUGUGCAAAGUGCUAAAAGGUAAAUAUUUCCCUCAUGGCUUUGUCUUUGAUUGCAAGUUGAAUAAUGGAGCAUCAUGGCUUUGGAGAUCUUGGGCAUCAUUGCUGCCUGUGUUGAGUGACCAAGUGAAUAUUGUUAUUAAGAAUGGAGCCAAAACUAAACUUAAUGAUUGCAAUUGGGUGCCUGGGUUACAGAAGGGUUCCCCUAAUCUCAGAGCUGAUGUUGAUGGUAGUUUGUUUCUGGUGAAAGAUCUGUUGCUUGCUGGGGGUGUGUUAUGGGACUCUUCUCUUGUUAGGGCUUUGUUUGAAGAUGAUGUUGCUUCCUUGAUUCUACAGAUUAAAUCUCUUAAUCCUAAUGAUGAUGAUUUGUGGAAAUGUGCUUUUCUUGACAAAGGAAAAUUUUCUGUAAAGAAGGCUUACUUGUUUCUGUUGAGGGCUAAGAUUUCUGCUGGGGCUGUAGGAGAAUGUAGCAGGUUGGCCAUGGGCAACAAAAGAGCUAGAGACAGAUGCUGGUCUCUCAAGAUUAUGGGCAAAGUUUGUGGGGAAGCUGAAGAAACUAUAGAACAUACUCUGUUCAUGCGCAGAAGAGCUCAAAUUGUUUGGCAAAUAGCCCCUGUGACCUGGGACAAACAGAAGAUGGCUGUGAGUAGCUUCAAAGAAUGGUGGUGGUGGAUAACUACUUUAAACUUCAAAGACACAUCUGAGGCUAGAAUCCAGUUGCAAUGGCAGCAAGAAAGGUGGAUCAUACAAACUGCACUCAAGGACUGGAUGGACUACAAUGCAAGUAAUCUGAAGGAGUAA
Striga asiatica is the source of this 1221-nucleotide messenger RNA. The record is from the annotation of a GenBank genome assembly. NCBI's taxonomy places the organism in Eukaryota, Viridiplantae, Streptophyta, Magnoliopsida, Lamiales, Orobanchaceae.